CGCUGUCAGAGUACUGGUCUGCUGCAAGGGAUUGCGCGCUCCUUCGCUUCCCACAUUUACCGCCCUGCCUGCCUACCAGCACCAGCCGUCAGCAGCCUCUUCCAGCUGGCGGAGAAAUCAGCCGGAGAGCGAGGGAUGGAAGGAGACCUGCAAGCUACAGGGGACACGAGCGGCUUCUUAACCGGGAUGAGCCACUGAGAUGACACGGAAUACUGUUACACAAGAAAACAGUGAACAGCGUUCACCUCUUUAAUUCUUUUUUUUUUCUCUCUCUCUCCCUGCAUCCGUCACUGAAAGCAUGAUUACCCGCUUGACUGGAUUUAAACCUCACAAAUCAGUGAUGCUACCAGAGAUGGACGAUAAUACGUGCUGACAGAUCUGAAACUUAAGCAGCAAAGCGGGAGAAGAACAGAGCAAAACAGACAUUUCAAAAGAUUUUUCCUUGGUCUGUCUUUUUUUUUUUCUUCUUCUCUGGUUGUCUCUUCUCCCCUCUGAUCAUUGCAGCAGAGGACUGCAGAGGAGCUAAAGAGACAGAGCUCAUGCAUGCAGACAGGGGAACUUGCACUUCCUACCAUCACGCUGAAAGAUACUUGAAUUCCUUCUCUUUCUGGCUCUUUCACUUGAGGAGAACUAAGACAUUGUAAGCCUGCCAAGGAUCUGGUGUCCACUGAAAAGGGAGAAGGGAGGGGGGGAGAAUUUGUACCACAGUGGGGUCUUUUUUAGAUUCGCACAUAAUUAGUGUCGGGGCACAAAGCGAGAGGCUGAAUGGAGAUUGUCAGCUUUUGGAAAGGGGUGAGUAGGAAUCUUUUAAAUAAGAUCUGUCAGUGAGGACGUCUUUUUUUUCCAACCCCCUUUACUCUCCACCUACUGCUUGAUUUUUGACAUAAGCACAGGGACUUGCCUUCGAUCCUUUGUAUUUUUGACAAGGAUUCCCUUGUUUGCCUAAUUAAAAAAUAUCAAAUCACUGCCUGCAACUUAAAUACAAAAACUGGAUUAAUUAAUACAUUUAUUAGGAUAAAUAUGAUGUGAAGGUACAAACAAAAACAAUAUCCAGAGUGGUUCAAUGGACAUUUUCUCGGUGACAUCCCUGGAUAUUUAUGCUAAUGGAUUUCCUUCUAAUUGGACUGUACCUAAAGUGGCCGCUGAAGAAGCCCCCUGGGUUGAUACUUUGUUCACUGGGCAUUUUCCUGAGAAUGGUUCCCCUGGUGGAGGGGGUCUGUCCGAGGCUGUGCCGCUGCGACAGCAAGCUGCUGUACUGCGAGGGGCUCAACCUCACAGACAUUCCCCGCAAUCUGAGCAGUGCCAUGGGCCUGUCCAUGAGAGAGAACAACCUGACCGAGCUGCGUGAAGGCCAACUGAAUGGUUUGUCACAGCUCACCUGGCUCUACUUAGAUCACAACAACAUUGACAUUGUGGAGGAGGCUGCAUUUGACAGGCUAAGACGUGUGAAGGAGUUAGACCUGAGCAGCAACCGGAUUGAGAGUCUGCCAAAUGGCACCUUUAGGCCCCUCCCAAACCUACGUAUUCUGGACCUCUCCUACAACAGGCUGCAGGCGCUAGAGCCCGACCUGUUCCACGGCCUUAGAAAGCUCAGCAAUUUGCAUUUACGCUACAAUGCUCUAAAAUUUGUGCCAGUGCGGAUUUUUCAAGACUGCCGGAGCAUGCAGUUUCUGGACUUGGGAUACAACCAACUACAGAGUCUUGCUCGAAACUCCUUCGCUGGCCUCUUCAAGUUAACAGAGUUGCAUCUUGAGCACAAUGACCUGGUUAAAGUCAACCUAGCCCACUUCCCUCGCCUCAUCUCUUUACGUACUCUAUACAUGCACAACAAUCAUGCUACAAUUGUUGUAAAUACCCUGGACUGGACAUGGCAUUUUUUAGAGAAGAUUGACCUGUCUGCCAAUGAAAUCGAGUACAUUGAGCCACAUGUGUUUGAGAGUGCACCCAACCUCAAGGUUCUAAUGCUGGACUCCAAUCGUUUGACCUCUGUGGACCAGCGGAUCCUGGAUUCAUGGUCUUCUCUGGACAGCAUUACCCUGGCAGGGAAUGACUGGGAGUGCAGUCGCAACAUGUGUGCCUUGGCCUCCUGGCUGAGUGCCUUCCGAGGCCAGCGUGACAAUUCCCUGCUGUGUUCAAGCCCCGACACUGCACAGGGCGAGGAUGUGUUGGAUGCUGUCUAUGCUUUUCAGCUAUGUGAGGUUCCCCCAAUGGAAGUAACUACAGCAGGCCUGUACGCCUCUACAAGGGAUCUGGCCCAGGGUGGCUCUGUUUUCCUGGGCCCAUUUACUCAAAAUCCUUAUGAGGGUGAGGGCAGUGAAGUGGUCACCAGUUCUUUCACUGUCACAGUGGGCCAUGAUGACCUGGAGAGCACCAUGCAGAUUCAUAAGGUGGUGACUGGCACCAUGGCCCUCAUCUUCUCCUUUCUCAUCAUAGUGCUCAUGCUGUAUGUAGCAUGGAAAUGCUUUCCUGCCGGAAUAAGACAACUGAGGCAGUGCUUCAGCAGCCAGCGUCGCAAGCAGAAGCAAAAGCAAAGCAUGCAGCAGAUGGCUGCAAUUUCCACUCCGGAGUAUUAUGUUGACUAUAAACCCAACCACAUUGAGGGAGCUCUGGUGAUCAUCAAUGAAUAUGGCUCCUGCACUUGCCAACAGCAACCUUCUCGGGAAUGUGAGGUGUGAUCCUGCUUUGUGAGUGCGUCAUUAACUGUGAUUUUCUGGAUAUACAGUAAAUCCCUUUUUUGGAUACACCGGGGAGAGGAAUACUGCAGGACUGAAGGAUUAAACUGAUCUUUUGGACACUUUUUACACAGCAUCUCACUGUGAUUUGGAAGGAGUGUGCUUUAUGCAGCUGACUAUUUCAAGGUGGAUUUACUGUUACUGCUAUCCUCUCCUGAUUUGAGGCCACAGGGCAUAACGGGCACAUAAUUCUUGGACCUGUUGAUGCUAUACAGAAAAGAGAGGAGUACAUCGCUUUUUUCUCAUGGAUGGAUAAUUGAGCUUUAAAGUGUCUUUCUACUUAGGACAUAUAAUUAUUGUUUAAAAAUAAACUGGGAACACAUAAAAGAAGAAAAAAGAGAAAACAACCAUUUGUAUUAUGGUAAUAUUUGACGAGCAACUAAAAUAUAAAAAAAAAACUGUUUAAGUUGGAUUAAAAUGUAAAAAUAUGUCUGUGUAAAAUAUGUUUAAAGAAGAAGUGCAAGUGUGGACAAAAAAUGAAACAAGAUAAUCUAUUUCUUUUGUAAACUACAAAAAAUGUUUAAAUAAAUGAAUUGCUAUUCACAGUAAACUCAUUUGUAUGUGAGAAGCCUGUCAGAGAGGGUGAAUGACAACAGACGCAGGAUUCGCCCUCAUGGACUGAAAAUCCAUGUCUCUGCAGUGUAUCGAACCAAAAAAAUAAAAAUGAAAUACAGAACAAAAACAAAGGCCAGAGGGAUAUCUGCAUCUCAUCACCAAUGUAAAAUCCAUGGUCUGAAUUUUAGAUCUCUCUGUUUUAUCUCUCAUAUUUGUUGUUUAACAUUCACUGUGUUGGCUCGCUAUCAGUGUAGUUUAUUUCCCCCCUUCCCAUUGCCUGUGUUUGAAUAGAUUCAAAUGAUCUAUUUCAUCUUAAUCACUAAGCAUAUUUUCAUAUUAUUAUAUCACUAUUUGUGUACCAUCCAAGUAAAGAAAGCAGAGUGUCAAAGAUCUAAAGCUAUGUCUCUCAUUGUGUCUCCCCUUUUUGGCUUUCACAUAGGAGUGACGCCUCCUUUUACUGAUUCAAGCACACUAGACUGAACAGUCAUUUUAGCGCUUAUUGAAAUCAAAACAGCUUCAAGCCAGCUUCAAUGAGGUUAUGCACUUACAAUACUAUUCACUGUGUUUUCAUGUGAUCUACAGUGUUUGUCUAUUUUGAGCUCUCUCUCUCUCUCUCUCUCUUUCUCUCUCGAUAUAUAUAUAUAUAUAUAUAUAUAUAUA
Messenger RNA from Platichthys flesus (European flounder), 3947 nucleotides. It is a transcript of the gene lrrtm1, whose product is annotated as leucine rich repeat transmembrane neuronal 1. The record is from RefSeq and is a predicted model, not a curated record. Gene Ontology annotation, molecular function: protein binding. NCBI's taxonomy places the organism in Eukaryota, Metazoa, Chordata, Actinopteri, Pleuronectiformes, Pleuronectidae. Bases 1098 to 2675 code for a protein of 525 amino acids. The transcript has a single exon.